AGGAGGGGGAGGAGGAGGAGGAGGAGUUGGAGGAGCAGGAGGAGGAGGAGCAGGAGGCCCUCCGUCGGCCAGAGCACACAGAACGCCCAAGGGCACCCUCCCAAGGGAUGCACGAGACGCCCAGCAAACACGGGGAGCACCACGCAUUGGCGCGCACGGCUCAAUCAUGUCGGCGAGCACCCGUGCGGAGCGUCCCCGCGGGGGCCCCCGCGGUCGCCCCUGGCUCGCCCUCGCAAGCUCUGCAGGGAAAUCGGAGGGCCGAGCUACCCUAUCUAAUCAUAUUGCUCGCCUGUAGAAUAAAGAGCCGCUGCGGCAUCCUGGAGAACGGGCGGGUCUCGCCGCUGCUCAGGCAACACAGACUGAAUAUAACUUAACCUGACCCGCGGUGCAUGCGGGCAGUGGCGCUGGGACCACGGCAGAAAGAGGAGGGAGGAACGGGACGGUGGCAAGAGAGGGCUGAUGGCCGUGACGAGGGCGCCCCAGGAUGGAGCGAGCAUUGGCGCGCACGGCUCAAUCAUGUCGGCGAGCACCCGUGCGGAGCGUCCCCGCGGGGGCCCCCGCGGUCGCCCCUGGCUCGCCCUCGCAAGCUCUGCAGGGAAAUCGGAGGGCCGAGCUACCCUAUCUAAUCAUAUUGCUCGCCUGUAGAAUAAAGAGCCGCUGCGGCAUCCUGGAGAACGGGCGGGUCUCGCCGCUGCUCAGGCAACACAGACUGAAUAUAACUUAACCUGACCCGCGGUGCAUGCGGGCAGUGGCGCUGGGACCACGGCAGAAAGAGGAGGGAGGAACGGGACGGUGGCAAGAGAGGACCCACCAGCCAUACAACGUGGAGCUGGCGAGGAGGGCGGAAAGCGUCGAGAGGCAAACUUGGCGCGUGCGAGCCUGCUGCGGCAAGUAGCACGAUAAUUGCUCAGGGCCUACUCGAACACUGAAAACUCGGCCAAUGCCGACUCGGCCAGAGAUGUGGUCAACAAGUUCAUCAUGCAAAAUGGCCCGAUUAUGUAACCACCGCCAUGAAAGCCGGCUAGAAAGCAGCGCGCGAGGAGCCACUGGGAGAAACAGAUGGCCUCAUCUUGAGGGCGCAGCAUAAGACACUGAGUAAGCUGAUCAAAAACCUACUUGCGCAGGCAGGCAAUCGGGAGCAGGAGUUGUGAUGAGUCAUCAUGGCAUCAUGCGCCGCUCAACCUCCCGCCAUGGAACGAGCGGCGCCCGGCACGGGACGCCGCAGCUCGACGCGAACGGCCACCGUCAACACUGGGGCCUACCACCUCGAGCGCUGCGCCCCGCCCCUGCCCUGGCAGGACCGCCGCUGGACCCGAGGAUGACGAGGAGAAGGCGCGGCAGCAAGCGAAAAGACAAGGUCCGAUCCGCACGGAACCUUAACUGCGCCAGCCGGCACCCAGACCGUCGGCGCACAUCUCAGAAUUAUUCCGUGGACAAUCGCCCUCGCCGAGGCACGUGGUGAGCCCGCGGUGGCCACGCGGCGGGUUCAGGCGACGGGGGGCGGGAACAAGUUAUCGAAACACGUCCUUCCGCCAGGCCCCUCAGCUGCACCACGGGCACUCCAGAUGCGAACACCUCGGCCACUGACCCCAGGAGCUAUCCCGUAGGUGAGCAGGUGCGACAGGCGAUGCGUCGAGACUCGGCUGUCC
Molecule: messenger RNA, 1649 nt
Organism: Prorocentrum cordatum
Lineage: Eukaryota; Dinophyceae; Prorocentrales; Prorocentraceae
Source: the annotation of a GenBank genome assembly